Molecule: messenger RNA, 684 nt
Organism: Ornithodoros turicata
Lineage: Eukaryota; Metazoa; Arthropoda; Arachnida; Ixodida; Argasidae
Exons: 1
Coding region: 1-684 (227 amino acids)
Biological process (GO): DNA integration
Molecular function (GO): nucleic acid binding
Source: RefSeq, a predicted model, not a curated record
AUGCUUCCUGUAACGGCGUCUGCUAUCGCAGAAGAGACGGCAAAGGACCCGGUGUUUGCCCAACUCUCCCAUCACUUACUAGAAGGUCGUUCUGCUGGGGAAGACAAGCCGGAACUUCGUGCUUACUUACACCGUGAAAGUGAGCUGUCGAUUUCUCACGGCUGCAUUUUACUGGGAAUGCGUACGGUCAUUCCACCGAAGUACCGCAAGAGUAUCUUGGGUGUGCUGCACGAAGGGCAUCUAGGACUCACCAAAAUGAAGAUGCUCGCUAGAUCGUAUAUUUGGUGGCCUGGAUUGGACAACGACAUCGCAGCCAAAGUCAAAAGUUGUGAAUCUUGUGCCUCAACCGCGGAUGACAUUCAACCAGUCCCUCUACACCGUUGGGAACGCCCAGAGCAUCCUUGGACGAGACUGCAUGCCGAUUUUGCGGAGUACGACAAGAAACACUUUCUAGUGGUUAUAGAUGCUCAUAGCAAGUGGCCGGAAGUUGUCCAAGUACGCCGUCAGACUGUGACUGAUACCUUGAAGGCACCCCUGGCAGGUACCCUGCGGCAGGGUACCCCUGAACAGUUGGUGACCGAUAAUGGCCCACAGUUCACCAGUGCUGAUUUCAAAUCCUUCUUGGAGCUACGGGGAAUCCGUCACAUUCUCACACCACCCUAUCACCCCAAGCCCAACGGAUAA